AUGGUCAAGUAUAUCCUCGCCGUGAGCCUUUGGGCUACGGCCUCUCUCGCCACCGCCGGACGGUCCACCCUGCCCAUUGGCCUCGAGACCCGGACCGAGCUUGGUUCCCGUCUGGCAAACGUCCACGUUAGCCGUCGUCAGCCCGUCAACGGCACCGUCACCUAUACUUACGGCUCCUGCAACUCCAACUCGCAGCCCGAGGCGCACCACACCAUUGCCCAGUCUGACGAUGCCGACGCCUCCCGUCUAGUCUGGAUCAUCCCCGAAGAGGCCACUGAGGACGGCUGUAUUGCCGCCUGGAGUGACUCGGGAAAGCUUGUGGGCCGUAGCAGGCCGCAGAGGCUUCAGAGCGAGUCCAUCGCCAUGAACAAUGCCAGCGGCAUUGAUGCCUCUGGUCCGUGGUUCGAUGGCGUCGCCCUCCUCAAGAACAAGGAGCCCAUCCCUGUCAACGUGGCCAAGGCCAAGAAGAAGGACAUUGGAAUCGUCGGCGCCGGCAUGUCCGGUCUGAUGACGUUCCUCGUCUUGCACCAGGCCGGCCUAGAGAACAUCCACAUCGUCGAGGCGGGUAACCGUCUUGGCGGUCGCGUCCACACCGAAUAUCUGUCUGGCGGGCCGUUUGACUACUCGUAUCAGGAGAUGGGCCCGAUGCGCUUUCCUCACACGUGGAUCAAUCCAGAGACCAACAAGUCGCAUGACAUCAACGACCAGAAGCUCGUCUUCUCGCUGGCAGACGAGAUGAACCGCAUCAACAAGCACGACAGGAACCUGAGUGUCGACUUCAUCGAAUGGAUCCAGACCAACGAGAACGGCCUGUACUACUACGAUGAGUUCAAACUCCCGACCAACCUGCCGCCCACGCAGGCCCAGGUGGCGGCCAACUCAUCACUGGCCGAGACCUCCGUCCUGGACGCGUCGACGGAGAAGCUCCAGGCCGAGGUUGACAGCAUCAUCCCCGGCCCGGAAUUCCUCCAGCAGAUUGCCGCCAACAUCUUCAAGGCGCACAAGUCGUGGGUAGACUCUGGCCUGGGCGGCCUAGGCGGCGAUCAGUGGUCCGAAUUCGCCUUCAUGGUCAAUCACCUGCACGCGAGCCUCAAUAGCACGGACCAGCUGGGCGCCACGGCCGUGGGGUGGUGGGACGACCUGUACGAGGGCCUGUACUUUGACAGCAGCACGUGGAAGACAAUUGACGGCGGGCUGAACCGGCUCCCGCUGUCGUUCCACCCGCUCGUGGACCCCGUCACCACCUUGGAGCGCAAGAUCGAGCGCGUGCGCUUCGAGACGAACGACUCCGUCACGCUGCAGUGGCGCCACAACUACACUGACAGCGAGUUCCAGAACUCGACCUACGACUACGUGGUAGUGUCGGCUCCCUUCAGUGCCGUCCGCCAGUGGCGCCUUCCCCACCUCCCCGCCACCAUUACCAACGCCAUCGCCAACCUCCCGUACAGCCCGGCCUGCAAGGUCGCCCUCGAGUACAGCGAGCGCUUCUGGGAGCACUACGAGAACCCCAUCCACGGCAGCUGCAGCACCGUCACAGACAUCCCCCUCAUCGGCUCCAUCUGCUACCCUUCCUACAACCUCAACGCCACCGGCCCCGCCUCCAUCCUCGGUAGCUACAUCAGCGGCGACACCAUAGCCUCCACCCUCAGCAGUAUGUCCGAGGCCGAGCACGUCCAGUACGUCCUCGAUGCCAUGUCCGAGAUCCACGGAGAGCACACCCGCGAACUGUACACCGGCAACUAUAACCGCCGCUGCUGGAACCUCGACCCCCUCGAGAUGGCCGGUUGGGUCAGUCCUACUAUUGGCCAACACCAGCUGUACAUUCCCGAGUACUUUAAGACGUACAAUAACAUGAUCUUUGUUGGCGAGCACACCUCUUACACGCAUGCUUGGAUUGCCUCGGCUCUCGAGUCGGGUAUCCGUGGCAGCAUCCAGCUUCUCCUUGAGCUUGGUCUGGUCGACGAGGCCAAGGCUGCUAACGAAAAGUGGAUGGGUCGCUUUAUCCAAGUGGUAUGUUGA
Geosmithia morbida is the source of this 2019-nucleotide messenger RNA. Its product is annotated as Flavin containing amine oxidoreductase. NCBI's taxonomy places the organism in Eukaryota, Fungi, Ascomycota, Sordariomycetes, Hypocreales, Bionectriaceae. The record is from RefSeq and is a predicted model, not a curated record. Gene Ontology annotation, molecular function: L-amino-acid oxidase activity; polyamine oxidase activity. The transcript has 4 exons. Bases 1 to 2019 code for a protein of 672 amino acids. Gene Ontology annotation, biological process: amino acid catabolic process.